UUUUAUUUUGUGUAGGAAAGAGUAUUUAUUUUGAUGGCCGGCCUUCUUUCUUCAUUUUCCCAUUUUUCCCACUUCCUUUAGUUCGUUCUCGUGACCCACUCUCCGCCUACAUAAAUAAACUUACCCCCACUGAAUGAAUUCCACCAUUAAAAUCAAUCAAAAGCUCUCCUUCUUCUCUAUCAUGUCCUCCCUCCCAUCAUCUCUCCAUCUCUGCAUCUUAAUCGGCGGCCGGUAAAGAGACAAUGAGGUCCCAUCAGCCUCGGAACGGCGUUGUAGACACCCCUUCGCCGGGGCCGAGAUUCCAACCCCCGUUCCACUCCACCGUCUCCGUCCAGAAGCUUCGCCGCGUCAACCUCAUCAUGCUCGUCUUCCGCUUCGGAGCUUUCUGCUUCUCACUAGCCGCAGCCAUUUUCAUGUUCUCGAACUCAUCCGGUUCCCCUAGUUGGCACGAAUUCGGCGCAUUCAGAUUUGUGGCGGUUGCGAGCGGAAUUGUGGCCGCGUAUUCGCUCUUCGAAGUCGGAGCUUCCGUUUGGGAAAUCGCCAGAGCCACCACCGUCUUCCCGGAACCGAUCCAAGUCUGGUUCGAUUUCGGCCACGAUCAGGUCUUCGCCUACAUGUCACUCUCGGCGGGAGCGGCCGGCGCGGCGUUCGCCCGGACGUUGAGGAGCUCGGGGACGUGUACGGACAACAAUGCGUUCUGCAUCCAGUCCUACAUCUCGAUCGGGUUAGGAUUUGCCGGGUUCGUUUUCCUGGGCCUCUCGUCCUUGCUGUCGGGUUAUCGGGUUGUCUGUUUCGCAAUAUACGGGUCGCGAUAUCCUCAUUGAGAUGAGUUUGUGGGCCUGGUUUCUAUUUCGUGGACCCAGGCCCAUCAACAGGUUAUCAUUCUUAAUGCUAGACGGAUCAGUGGUUGGCCAAACCGCGUCAUGUGGCGAAAUGGGCCCGCGAAAUGAACCGAGUUUGAAAACGACAAGUAUUUGUGAUUAGAAUAAAUGUUGUGAUGAUUGUGAAACAAAUGGAGCAUUAUUAUUGGCUAGAGAGUGUACUGGUUAGCUGUUUAAUUAAAACUGUACGCAAGCAUUGACAGAAUUAGUUCCCAUCAUGUGUUGUACUGCAACUGUUUCAUUCUUCAUCCGUAUUACUCCCUCUGUCCACCAUAAAUCUUCCUAGAUACU
This is a messenger RNA of Cuscuta campestris, 1172 nucleotides long. Lineage: Eukaryota; Viridiplantae; Streptophyta; Magnoliopsida; Solanales; Convolvulaceae. The record is from the annotation of a GenBank genome assembly.